Molecule: messenger RNA, 1097 nt
Organism: Cajanus cajan (pigeon pea)
Lineage: Eukaryota; Viridiplantae; Streptophyta; Magnoliopsida; Fabales; Fabaceae
Gene: HMGB2
Product: high mobility group B2
Source: RefSeq, a predicted model, not a curated record
GGCGAUGAAGUAGAAAGCACACAGAAAACACAAAAUGGGAACGGAGGCAUAAUCCAAGGAAUAACGCAGCCAACACAAGAGAAGGGCACGGAUCAAUGACAUGGCAAUAAAUUUAAAUUCCCGCCUAAACCCCUGACCUCCCCUUGAUUUCAUUUCGUUUGCAAUUGAAUUUCAAUUUCCCUAGGGGCUUAAUAUCUCCCCUCAUUUGUGCCUAGCCUUAUGUCAUAGUAUCAUUUCCCUUAUCUUUCUCUCUCUCCCCCUCUCCACCCAAACCCUAACUCCCACCUCUUCCAUCAGCCAUGAAAGGAGGCAAGUCCAAAACCGAAUCUAAGAGAGCCGAUCCCAAACUUGCUGUGAAUAAGAAGGGUGCCGCCACCAAGGCUAGGAAACCUGCCGGCAAGGGGAAGGCAGCGAAAGACCCUAACAAGCCAAAGAGGCCUCCAAGUGCUUUCUUCGUUUUCAUGGAGGAGUUCAGGAAACAAUUCAACAAGGAAAAUCCUGACAACAAAGCGGUGUCCGCUGUGGGCAAAGCUGCUGGAGCCAAAUGGAAGUCGAUGUCUGAUGCUGAGAAAGCGCCCUAUGUGGCAAAGUCUGAGAAACGGAAAGUGGAGUAUGAGAAGAGCAUGAGGGCCUAUAACAAGAAACAGGCGGAAGGUCCUACUGGUGGGGAUGAAGAGGAAUCUGAGAAAUCAGUAUCUGAGGUGAAUGACGAGGAUGAUGAUGAGGAGGGCAGUGGCGAGGAGGAGGAUGACGAUUAAAAAGUGGAACUGAUAAUAGCAUUUAUGUAGGUUGUGAUGAUUUUGAUCAUCUUUUGUGGGUGGUCAGGUCGUUUCCUGAUAAACAUAUUUCUUGCUUCCAGAAAAAUAUUUCCAUGCUCCCUCCGUUAAUUUGUUUUGUAUUUGCAAAACGUGAAUAGUUGAAAGAAGGGAGUUCUUUAUUUGUACUUCUAAAUGCAACUGUUUAGUUAAGGGGUGUUUAUCUUUUGUAGAGCUUUUAGUUCGAUUUAGUUUUUAUUGUUGAGUUCUGGUUAAGUUUGUAUCAAUAUAAUUGGCUUAUCAUUCCCUUCCUUCUGUAUAUAUAUGCGAUCUUUUUAUUUC